Talaromyces proteolyticus is the source of this 732-nucleotide messenger RNA. RefSeq lists its product as uncharacterized. The record is from RefSeq and is a predicted model, not a curated record. Lineage: Eukaryota; Fungi; Ascomycota; Eurotiomycetes; Eurotiales; Trichocomaceae. Bases 1 to 732 code for a protein of 243 amino acids. The transcript is spliced from 2 exons.
AUGGCCUUGGGUGAAAGUUGUCGUAACAAGACUGGCAAAUUAUUCUUCCGCCUUGACACCACCAGCGCCGCGCAUGACCUCGAAGCCGUUCGCGUCGCACUCGGGGAGAAUCAUUUGAACUGGCUGGGACUCUCCUACGGAACUAUGCUCGGCGCAGCGUAUGCAGAAUUAUACCUCGAAAAUGUUGGCGUCAUGGUUCUAGACGGCAACGUGGACCACUCACUAAGCGAAACAAGUGCCUUGCAUGAUGCCCAGCCCGGGGUUUCGAAUUCUGGGUUGUCAACUCUAGCUCAGACACUUAAGGAGACAAUUGCAGGUAACGCAACGGGGCUCUCUUCUACCCUUGCCACUAGUGAGACAGACUCAGCAUUUCCAGGGAUUGCAAUCGGGUGCUUGGAUUGGUACCACAACGCAACUACCUUGGCCGAUGUGAUAUACAAGGGGCAACUUGCGAACCACCUUGCACCGUAUAUCAAAGGCGCAAGCCAGACUUACCGGUAUCAGACCGCCUGUAUCGGGUGGCCUGCGCCGGUGAAGAACCCUAAUCAUGCUCUUAACCAAAAAGCAAUGGCGAAAGCACCACCUGUGGUCAUGGUUAAUUCCUAUUAUUACCCAGAGGCGAGCUAUGUAUGGGCAGAGGAUCUAAGGAACCAGAUCCCAUCGACUAUUCUACUUACUAGGAACGGAAGUGGACAUACUAGCUACUCCCUCCGGGAGAAGCCUCGGCACUGA